AAAUGAAAAAAAUAAAUAAAUAAAUAAUUCCGCGAAUCCAAGAUCUUGAUUCUUGAAAUAGAGUGUUGUCAGUUGAUGAGUAGAUCUAUUCUAGAAGAAAACUACAAACCACUAUAGUCUAAUUAAUAAUAAUCAUACUAUAAUGCCUUAUAAGGCUAAUGAGAUCUAUCUACAUCUAGAAUCAUUGAAACCUCAGUUUGGUUACAACAAUAAGCUGUGACAUAGUCUAUAGUAUAGUCUAUAGAAUCUAACUCUAGACCUACUUUAAUUUACAGUAACACACACAGACAUUCACUUUGGCCAAGUUUGGCACUAGACUAGAUGUCAUUCUAGAUCUAGCAGCAACACUAUUUUAAUUCAGACUAAUCAUCUAAUACUAUUAAUAAUUAUAUAUUAAUUUAUUAUUAGAUGUCACACUACUCUACAUCUUCAAUCAAUUUCAUAAAGACUAAAAAUAUAGUAAUAGUACAUUGUAUGAUUGUUAACUCAGGCCAGAGCUACCUCUGUUUCAACCCUCAUAAUGGUGCAAAUAAUAGUCCAGAUACCCACUGAAGGCAAGGAGUGUAAAGAAUGGGCCAUUGUAGAGCUUCAAGGUGACUUGGAAACAAGACAUCCUGUUCCACUAAACCACAAUUUUAUUGGGGAUUUACAUUUUACCCAUCAGGAUGCCCCUGUCCUGAUCAUUGGUCAUCACAUAUUACAAGGAAAAGUUAUUUCUCUUGAAAAACCAUUGGCAGUGCUUACCAAAUGUUCAGAAGCCAAUGACAGUAUAAUAUCAGCAGAAGAUACAAGUUCUCUAUCACAUGCUGCUCAUCGUUCAAGUUAUCAAGUCAAGGCUAUUAUAAAAAGAAAAAUAUUAUUUAAAACGAGACCUAAACCAAUCAUUGCUCAUGUACCCAAAAAAUUGUAAUUCUGUUUGUAUCUGUAGUGUUAUGGACUGUCAUAAAAAUAAAUAUUUUUUUACAUAAUG
Messenger RNA from Biomphalaria glabrata, 970 nucleotides. Its product is annotated as chromosome transmission fidelity protein 8 homolog. Gene Ontology annotation, cellular component: Ctf18 RFC-like complex. The transcript is spliced from 3 exons. Gene Ontology annotation, biological process: mitotic sister chromatid cohesion. Lineage: Eukaryota; Metazoa; Mollusca; Gastropoda; Planorbidae. Bases 521 to 910 code for a protein of 129 amino acids. The record is from RefSeq and is a predicted model, not a curated record.